CUGGAUAUAAGUCGGAAGUUGCGGCGGAUUUCAAAUACCGAGAGACGUGGCCUCGGAAGUUAUGUCAGCAGAAUUUGCAAGCUCGGAAGUAGGAACCAAUUAAAUCUCUUCUUUCUUUUCACAUGCCUUCAAUCUCUGUUAGUGCGGAAACUUGAGCAGCUUCUUGUCGGACCUUUCAACCAAUUACAACUAUGGAAAGUGACUUACUCUACUCCCGAACGACUUGCGAAACAUUGAAUACUGUAGGAAAAUGGAACCAAAUACGUAAAAUUAUCUAGCAAGGUCUUCCGGAGGUUUUUUUUUGUAUGUUCGGGUAGCAAUGGGCAAAGAUGGGGUUGCUAGAACAUAUAAGGGGACCUGAGCAGUUCAAUGACAGUCUGACUGAACAGGACUGCACAGACAAGACCACAACCAUUCGAACGAAACAUAUAAGCAGACUUCAUACGCGAAGUACACUCGAGGACUAUAAUGGACGCACGUCCUUUUCAAUACACGAACGAAGAAGAUGGGGACCGGAAACAAGAAUCCACGACGGCAAGGGAUGUUGAGAUGAGCGGCGACACUUCCGAUGGCUCGUCUUUGAAAGAAACAACGGAGGAUUUGCUGGACGCUACGACAUUGUCGCCUAUGCGCAAACUGCACAUUGUCGUAGCCGGCUUUACCUGCACAUUCAAUGGGAAUCUCGGAUCAUCCAUGCCCUCAGGCGCACUUGACGCCAUUAGCGAGCAAUUCGGAGUUACGGACCGCGUCCACCUGAUUCUUCUCAACUCACUAUUCAUGUGCGGAUAUGUGCUUGGACCUUUGUUAUUUGGGCCAUUGAGCGAGUACAUCGGCAGACGACCGGUGCUCAUCGGGACAUACUGCGGAUACAUCAUCUUCAUGCUGGCCUGUUCUGGAGCACCAACCUACCCAGUAUUGCUGCUCUUCCGUCUUCUUUGCGGCAUCAACGCGGCAGCACCAACAACUGUCAUUGGUGGACUUUACGCCGACAUCCUCGAUAACCCCGCGGUUCGAGGAAACGCCAUGGCACUUUACAUGACAGUCACAACCAUCGGCCCGCUCAUCGGGCCCAUUGUUUCGGGCUUCUCGUCCCCGAUGUCCUGGCGAUGGCCUUUUUGGAUCGCUGGUAUUCUCGGAGUAUGCGGACUACCUCUCGUACUUACUCUGCCGGAGACGUACGCGCCUAUUUUACACAACAACGCAGUCAAGAGGCAGCUGAAGCGAAAGAAGGGUGCGGUUGAUGGCAAACAGCAACAACAAUUGCAACUGCAGCCCUUCAACGUACGAAAGAUCUUCCUCCGGCCCAUGAAGCUCCUGUUUACCGAGCCAAUACUCAUGGCAACAUCUGCGUAUCUGACGAUGGCGUACUCUGUGUUUUACCUGCUGUUCCAAGCUUACCCAGUUAUUUUCAAAGACUUCUACGGCAUGUCUCCCGGGAUGGCCGGACUCGCGUUCCUACCUGUGGUCCUUGGAGUUUUCUUUGCCCUUGCCAUCUUCUCCGCAUGGACACAUUAUCAUGACAAGCAAUUCAAGGCCGGGGUUGAGUGGGCCCUGAAGCCUAUCAAUCGCAGAUUGCCUCUUGCAUGUAUUGCCGCUCCACAAAUGGUCAUCGCUUUGUUCUGGCUUGGCUGGACCGUAUGGCCGUCCACGUCCCCUGUCUUGCCCAUGUUCAGCGGCGUACUUUUCGGCUGCGGAUUCAAUUUGCUCUUCAUGGGCAUGAUCAACUACCUCACAGACGUCUUCCGGCAAUAUUCUGCAUCAGCACAUGCAGCGGCCAGCAUGACACGCUCAAUCGGAGCCAUCACCCUGCCUCUGGCGGCAGGCAAGAUGUAUGGCAACCUUGGAGUUCAUUGGGCUCCAUCAGUUCUGGGCUUCAUUGCCUUAGCCAUGGGAGUGAUCCCAUUCAUCUUUAUCAGAUUCGGCGAUAGCCUCGCUCGGAGCAGCAAGACAGCACGAGAGGCGUUUGCUAUUGCACACUGAGAUGAAUAAAUAACGAGCAUAUGACUAAAGAGUAGUAAUGAUUAGACAUAGACAAUAGACAUAAUAUUUAUUCCAGAGUCUGAGGGCCCC
Molecule: messenger RNA, 2070 nt
Organism: Colletotrichum acutatum
Lineage: Eukaryota; Fungi; Ascomycota; Sordariomycetes; Glomerellales; Glomerellaceae
Product: major facilitator superfamily transporter
Exons: 4
Coding region: 469-1980 (503 amino acids)
Biological process (GO): transmembrane transport
Cellular component (GO): plasma membrane
Molecular function (GO): transmembrane transporter activity
Source: RefSeq, a predicted model, not a curated record